Metarhizium robertsii ARSEF 23 is the source of this 1296-nucleotide messenger RNA. Its product is annotated as Glycoside hydrolase, chitinase active site protein. The record is from RefSeq and is a predicted model, not a curated record. The coding region runs from base 1 to 1296 and encodes 431 amino acids. Gene Ontology annotation, molecular function: chitinase activity; chitin binding. NCBI's taxonomy places the organism in Eukaryota, Fungi, Ascomycota, Sordariomycetes, Hypocreales, Clavicipitaceae. Gene Ontology annotation, cellular component: extracellular region. Gene Ontology annotation, biological process: chitin catabolic process; carbohydrate metabolic process. The transcript is spliced from 4 exons.
AUGCCGUCUCUCUUCGCUUCUUCACUAGCGCUGCUCGCCGCUUCUGCUACUGGCGCUGCCGCUGCAUGUGCCGGUAAAAAAAAUUCCACAGGCUACGUCAACGCCGUCUACUUUACCAACUGGGGCACUCACAAUGGCACCAACUUCCAGCCCGCCGCGCUGCCCGCGCCGCAAAUCUCCCACCUCAACUACGCCUUUCUGAACCUGACCAUCAACGGCACCGUCUUCUCUGCGGAUCCCGUCGCCGACACAGAGAGGCGCUACCCGGGAGACUUCCAGCUCACGCUGCCUGCAGCCCAGGAUAAAUCCGACACGGCCAACGUCUACGGCGCCGUCAAGCAGCUGUUCCUGCUCAAAAAGGCCAACCGGCACAUGAAGCUGCUCAUCUCCAUCGGCGGCUGGACGUGGUCGCAGAACCCGGCCUUCGCCACCGUGGCCGUGGCCGCCUCCAACGCCACCCGCCUCACCUUUGCGCGGUCGGCCGUCGAGCUCGUCCGCGACUGGGGCUUCGACGGCAUCGACCUCGACUGGGAGUACCCGCAGGACGCCAAGCAGGCCGCCGACAUGGUGCUCCUCCUGCAGGCCCUGCGCGACGAGCUCGACGCCUACGCCGCCCGCUCGGCCCCCGGCUACCGCUUCCAGCUGACCAUUGCCUCGCCCGCCGGCGCCGCCGCCUACAACAAGCUGCAGCUGGCCAAGCUCGGCGCCAUCCUCGACUACGUCCACCUCAUGGCCUACGACUUUGCCGGCUCCUGGUCCAACGCCAGCGGCCACCUCGCCCACCUGUACACCAACCCGCAGCUGGUGAACCGCUCCGCCGACUCGGCCGUCCGCGACUACAUCAAGGGCGGCGUCCCGCCCCACAAGCUCGUCCUCGGCAUGCCCAUCUACGGCCGCGCCUUUCCCAACACCACCGGCCUCGGGAAGCCCUUCACCUCCACGCCCCCCACCGAGGGCAACGAGGAGCCGGAUACCUACAUGUACAACAAGCUGCCCAAGGCCGGGGCCGUCGAGAUGUACGACGACGUCGCCAAGGCCGUCUACAGCUACGACAACCGCACGCGCGAGCUCAUCUCGUACGACACCCCGACCGUCACGCGCGACAAGGUGGCCUACGUGAAGCGCCUCGGGCUCGGCGGCAGCAUGUUCUGGGAGGCGUCGGGCGAUCGCAACGGCUCGCAAUCCCUCAUCGGCACGAGCCUGCGCGCCCUGGGCUCGCUCGACUCCUCGCAGAACUUGCUCGACUAUCCGGACUCGCGCUAUGCCAAUAUCAGGAACAAGAUGGCCUGUUCGUAG